ACUUUAGAUCGUAUCAAAAGCUAAUGCAGUACCACUUGUUGUUCAUAAUUUUUUUAAAGUUAAUAUAGUUUACGGAAGAGUAGUUUUCUUCAUUUAAAAGACAAAGAGGAGUUUUACCGAUUCAGAUUAUUAUUUUCUUUUUUUAACUGUGUAUCAGCAUAAUAUUAUUUAUAUUUGUAAAAUAGAAAAUAUUAAUUUUAAUUAUGCCUUUCUUUAGUGGCCGUUGCUACAGUACCGUUAAAUUAAUUGGAAAAACGGCUGUUAUAACAGGAUGUAAUACGGGAAUAGGAAAAGAAACUGCUCUUGAUUUCUAUAAACGAGGAGCUCGAGUUAUAAUGGCUUGUAGAAAUUUAGAAAAAGCAGAAGAGGCUAAGAGUGACAUUGAGAAAGCUUGUAUAGAGUUACCAGAGAAAGGUAACUUGGUGCUCCAACAUUGUGACCUAUCCUCAUUGAAAUCUGUUAGAGAGUUCUGCCAAAAAAUACUUGACACGGAACCACAAGUUAAUAUUCUUGUUAACAAUGCGGGGAUAAUGAUGUGUCCAAAAGGUGAAACAGAAGAUGGAUUUGAAAUCCAAUUUGGCACAAAUCAUUUGGCCCAUUUUUUACUUACAAUGCUGCUUCUGCCAAGAAUUAUAAGAAGUAAACCAGCCAGGAUUGUAACAGUGUCUUCAAGAGCUCAUAUCAGAUACAAUAUUAAGUUGGAUGACUUAAAUUUUAAACAACGACCCUAUAAUGCUGCAGAGGCCUAUUCUCAAAGUAAGUUGGCAAAUGUGUUGUUCUCCAAUGAGUUGGCCAGAAAGUUAAAGGAACAUAAUAUAGAAGAUGUUAACACGUAUAGUUUACAUCCUGGUGUGAUAAAAACUGAACUUGGAAGACAUUUAAACGAAAGCCUAUUCAGAGGCGCGAGGACACUGCUUGGUUUAGUUUUGGGCCCAUUUAUGAAGUCGCCUGAACUUGGGGCACAGACUACCAUCUACUGUGCAGUUGAUGAGAAAUGUUCAAAUGAAACGGGCUUGUAUUAUAGUGACUGUCAAGUAACUAGUCCAAGCCAUAAAGCAUUGAAUGAGGAAACUGCUCAGAAACUGUGGGAGAAAUCCAUGGAACUUGUCGGAUUAAUCGAUUAUAAUCCCUUCACCACAAAAGACUAGUGUUAAAGCUAGGCCAAUGUUAUGAAAUAUAGUAUAUUUUAUUAAAAAUAUAAAUAUCAUAAUUAUACAUAAAUAAUUUUAAUUUCGUUACUUUUCUAUGAAUUAUAAAAUAAUAUAUUUUAGGUAUUGUACCUAUCUAUAUAA
This is a messenger RNA of Leptidea sinapis, 1292 nucleotides long. RefSeq names its product retinol dehydrogenase 13-like. The record is from RefSeq and is a predicted model, not a curated record. NCBI's taxonomy places the organism in Eukaryota, Metazoa, Arthropoda, Insecta, Lepidoptera, Pieridae. Bases 204 to 1148 code for a protein of 314 amino acids. The transcript has 5 exons.